AUGCUCAAAACAUUUGACCUAACACCAGCGUCUAUUGCUUUCUCUACGUGUAAUUUUACAUGUGAAAUUAUAGUGGAUACACCAAAACUAUGGGUACUUGAAGGAGCAAUGUCAAAUUGUGCUGUAGGCACUACUGAGACGUCAGUGGACUGUAUACGAGAUGGUAAUACUACUGUGAUGACUCUUGAUGCAGAUGCAUUGGGAGUUUUCAUGUCAGUGCACAACAGCUAUGACUUUCUGGUGGAUCAUGUGACGACAAGAUUUGGACCAGGCACGUUUACAGAGGACACGACCUUGUCAAUGAAAUUUGACGGCACUGGUUGCCUUGCAUCGGCAACUAGUGACACAGCAGACAGUAAACAACAAGCUUUUCAACUUGAUCUGACUUCGAACUCGUAUGAGCUCAUUGGCAUUUUCACGGAUACAGUGAUGACAGCAGAGAAUACUAUUAUUAUGAAAUCGACACCUGUGACGCUUAGUGUCACGAGUGGCGCCGUGCUGAGUGCGGGUGCGUUCUUCUUGCUGCGUGUAGCGAGCGACAGGGAAAAUGAGUUUGGAGAUUUGAUUCAGAAUGUGACCACAGCCUCAAUGUUGCUACCGGAUUCGGAAAGUUCCGAGCCCGUUGAUUUGGAGCUAUUCGUUGGUGCUUCCAACAUUUCAUUUACGAUCCCGGACUCGUUCACUGACAGUAUUCAGAAUGGCGACACGGUCGUCAUUACAUUUGGGACGUUCCUGAAUCCGGCCAAUAACUCGGUAGCUAUCGACAAACUAUACCUCUCAGCGUACCAAGGACUUGCGUCUGCUGUUGACAACUCACCGAUCGAAUUUUAUACACUGAAUGAUGCAAGUCGGUCACUUAAAGCGGCAUCGCUGGACAUAAUUACAGUCGUGGUAUACGGCGCAUGCUUUUUAUUCUCACUGGUGAUCAUCCGUUGGCAUGGUUUGCCAUUAACGGUGAAUACGCUGUGGACGGAUUUAGUGGCGAUCACAGCCUUGUUUUCGUUUGCUGCGGCGACGGGCGGGUAUCUUGUGUGGGUUAUCCAACCGUCGAAAGCUUACGUUCACUGGUACACUGCACAAUAUUUCUUCAACACGGCGAUGAUUUUGUCACUGUGCUUCCACUGGGCGACUGUGCUAUCGUUUAAGUGUUUCAAGAAAUUGACUUUCACAUCGCCUGUGGUGUUAGCGUACGUCUUGAUCAACGCCUGUGUCCUGGCUUUUAUUGUCGUGGUCUCAGCAAUGUCGGCAGACAAAUUGAAGUGUGUAUACGACGUGAAAUCUACGUCAUGUUCGUCUGAGGAGGAGUGUGCGCUAUCGAUUGCUGCCGAGGGUAAGAUCGUUCGAUCUGCCAUCGAAGAUUGUGAUAUGGAAGUAUUUUACUUGGCCUUUGGCAUGGGUUUUAUCAUUUACACGCUUAUGCUGAUGAUACUUGGUUGCAUGGUGAUGAGUCGUGGACGGACGCUUAUGCUAAACGAGGAUCCGUCCGACGCGAGGAUUCGUAAGUCUCUCACAAUUUUUUAUGCUAUCAUUGCUACGACAUGCGUACUUUACGUAUCGGCGCAGAUCAUCUAUAUUGCACAGUAUGUCUCGCACAAGGGCGAGGAUAAUCAGCUUUCGGAUUUGGUAUGGUAUAUUUUCAUCGUGUGGUUGCCACACAGCCUUCCGCCGCUAUUACUUCUCUUUUUGCAGUGGAAUCCAAGCACAGAGAGCUUCCGACAGGACGAGGCACCCUCGGUUGACCAAUCAUCUAAGGAGGAUGUAUUCAAUUACACUCCACGAUCGUCCGGAUCAUCAAGCCACAUGCCGUACUCGAAAUUGUUGCGCGAUCGUUUAAGCAUGGGAGACUCGAUGUUAAAUAGUGAUGAGCCUGGUAGUCGAUUGCGAAUCAUUGUUCGGCUCAAGCUACCUCCAACAUUUGACCGUGCGUGCUUUGUGUCGCUUGAUUUUUACUCGUCAAAGGAGACAAUUACAUCCACCAACACGCUUUACAACAUUUCCAACGCUGCUGCGUGGAAGUGUGUGGGUACAACCGAGCCGGUCGGUGUGGUAGGUGAAACAGAAUCUGUAGUGACGACAGGCUCAACACACACUAUCUUUCCUUUUGUUGCCGUACUAGAGGUGCCUGUAAUUGGCCCUGCUUCCAACACAUUGCUGCGCUUCAUGGUGCAUGCUAGUACACUUGGCAAACGUGAUACGUCUUCACCUUGCCUGGACCGUUCAAGCUCAAGUACACGCAGUCAAGACGCGACUUCGAACCCCCAAUUAUCGUUUCAGAUGACGAUGUUCCAUCCCGUGCUGGAGUUUGUUACCUCAUCUCAGGCUGUAUUAGACGCAGCAGCGAGUGGUCAUUCGCUAAAUAUUCACCCAUCGGACGAAAAUACGUGUGCUAUCUUGGAAGAGUUUCCCUCAUUGCAGAGUGAAAUUAACACUAUGUUGAUGGGCAACACGAAGAAUGCGGAGUUGAGUGUGCAGACUGUCAUGAUGCCUGGCGACACCAACCGUGACGAUGCUGCAUCCCACAAGAACAUUGGUAAUAUUAUCCGAUUCUUUCAGUACGACACGGAGGAUGGCGGUGGUGGUCUUGUUGUUGAGGACCUGCAGGAGAGUAUUUACUCGAAUGCGAUUCCACGCCAGUUGAUGGAGUUGAUUGCAGCUGAGCGUCAGGAGCAGGCUGAUCGUGCACGUGAAGACUUGCACAGCUUCCUUAGUCAAAAGAAGGGAAAGCACAAUAUGGGUUUCUAUGGUACAUUAAUCGGUCAGAUCCAAGACGAUACUGACUCUUCGCUUGCUCGCGAGUGGCUUGAGGAUCGUGUCCGACGACGCAAAGAAUAUGUGGCAAUGCUGCGUCGAAACAUCCAGUACUUGGUAAAUCGUGACAAGCACAAGCACUAUUUCAAGGCCAGUGUAGAAAAGAAGUCAUCUGACCUUCGGUUUGUGCCGGUCAAUAUGCACAUCCAAGACCUACUCAUUGGACCAACGAAUGCGUUCAUUAAUGAUGAAAGGAGGAGAUCUUCGAAGGAGGUUUCUGCAUACGAUUUUACGACUGUUGGUGCUCCGGCAGCACAUGUAUACAAGUUCAACAAGGGUGGUAUCCUGUCAUACCAGAACAGACGGAAGAAAAUGGAGGCCAAAAUUGCGGAUGCUGAUUUGGAUUUAUCCAAGUGGCCCGAGGAAGUGCGUGAAUACGAUGAUCUGAAAUGGGAUUUGCAACUCCGAAUGGACUGUGCGUUUGCUCAAGCUUUGGCAGCACUCACUUGUAGCUUUGUGCGAAAGGUGGAAGUUGCAAUUCAAAACCCUGACGUUGUCCGAGGCGAAGAUAUCUUGCGCCAGUUUUCCAGUCUUGGCUUUCUGUUCCAGGUUGAAUCGCUGCUGUCUACGCAUGGCAAGGAAAUUGGCAUGUUGGAAGACAUGGCAGGUUCUGUAGAGCACCUGAGCUGUGUGGCGUUUGUACUCCAAGAUGUCCGCGAUAAGCCUAUCAAUCGUUUCUCGUUCCGUAUGUCACGGCGCAAGGAUGUUGCCGAUGAGGCUGGUGUCGUGAAGGUAACAGUUUCAAAUAAGACGGGAACAAAGCGGUCUCAUGUCAAGUACAUCGUGACGGUCCAGGUCGCCACUAGCGAAGUGGAACUUCCUGAGCGCUUGGCCUCUGGUGGCGAGAUCCAAGUGACACCUGUGCUGUUUUCACAGGGCAUUAACGAAAUGCAAACGAUUGCCAACAAUACUGAACGAGCAAAGACGGAAUUACAGGACAUCAUCAAUUUCCGCAGUCUAAAGCCACUGAAAGCCUUCUGCGAGAAGUAUCGUCGUCUUGUAGUUGCCAUGCCUCCUAACGGCUUGGGUGGUAUGUCUGCAGGUCGUAUUCGUGCUGGAUCUCACCGCUACAAGGCUAUGUCUGUUGACUCGACAGUUACAUCGCCUUUGCAUCUCACACAAGACGAGGUAACGCAGGAACUGCGUGCACUCGAAACAUGCAUUAACGAAGCGGCACAGAGUUUGGUAAAGACGAAACGUACGGAGAUUCUAAAACGAUCAUCGGACCUAUGUCGGGAGCUUGGAGGUGGACGUGUCACGGUAUGCAAAAGUGCCAAAGAUCGUACAGCCAUGUCAGUGACGUUAGAGCAAGUGCGUAUCCUCCAGCGUCAUCAUGAUUUGCCAGCUCAUCGUGUUCCAGCUACUGUUUCCGUUAUGCGAAGUCACGGUGUUCGUAUUGAAAAUGCACUCAAGAAUACGGGCAAGCGUCAGUUUGCUUUCAAUAAACUGCAGCGCUCUCUAUUGCCUGAAGAAUAUCGCUGUCCUGAUCAAGUGGGUGGCACGGGCAACGUCAGUUGA
Molecule: messenger RNA, 4326 nt
Organism: Peronospora belbahrii
Lineage: Eukaryota; Oomycota; Peronosporomycetes; Peronosporales; Peronosporaceae
Source: the annotation of a GenBank genome assembly